ACGAAACACACACCGUCUCCCAUGCUCCCUGGGGCCUUUGAACGCCCUAGCAAGCUCGGAGAUGCUGUGAGGCAUCUCCUUCGCCGCUACUGGCCAUUUUUCCUCCUCCUACCUACGGGUUUACUGUUUCUAUCGGCUUCCUCGUACACUCCCCCACAAUACCGUCUUUCGUUCUUCAAUUCACGGCCUAGCACCGGACGCCGUCCACCGCAAGUCAGUGUUCCUAAGGGGGAUCUGUGGGCUGGACGUGCGAAUGAAGUGCGGAAAGCUUUCAAGCAUGGCUACGAGGGCUAUCGCAAGUUUGCGUUGCCCAAGGACGAGCUGAAACCAAUGACGCCAGAGGGAGUAAACAAUUUCCAUGGCUGGGGGGUUACGAUGUACGACUCGCUUGACACGAUGUGGCUUAUGGGUCUGGAGGACUUGUUCUACAAGACCGUGGACCAGAUCUCCGCAGAGACAUUCAAUACGCCGCCCGACGAGUACGCCCACUUCUUCGAGGUCGUAAUCCGCUACCUUGGCGGAUUAUUAUCUGCCUAUGGCCUGUCGGAGGAUCCCCGACUUUUGACGCUGGCGGAAAGGCUGGGAGAGAAACUCAUGCCCGCAUUCGAUUCUCCGAGUGGAUUUCCAUACUGGGGUGUGGACACGACUACUGGUGAGCCGCAGAAGAAGCAAAAGGCUACUUGCAUGGCGGAAGCUUUUAGCAACCAAAUGGAAUACAAGUACCUCGCUCACAUUACUGGCAAGGCCAAGUUCUAUACCGCGACAGACAAGCCGAUGAAGGCAUUGCACAAGCCCGAUAACAUUGUUGCCGGCGGUCUAUAUGGCACAAUCUGGAAUCUAGCCACCGGGUUGCCUAAUAGCACUGCCGUUGGGAUCGGUGGUUGCGCCGACUCGGCUUAUGAAUAUUUUCUCAAGCAAUGGCUUAUGACCGGGCAACGAGAACCCAAGAUGCGUGAUUUAUAUUUGCACAGUGCGAAUUCCAUUAUCGAGAAUAUGCUAUACGUUUCCGCCAAUCGGCCCAUGCUCUACGCUUCAGACCUCAUUGACGGCAAGCCACGCAACCAUUUCGAACAUCUCACAUGCUUCCUCCCUGCCGUUUUCGCUCUGGGUGCGCGAGCUCCGGCGCUGGGCCUUAGCCCACAAGAUAAAGAGCGCCAUCUAUGGGCAGCGGAGGGAUUGGCCAAUACGUGUUGGACGAUGUACAAUGAUAUGCAGUCGGGACUGAGUCCGGACCACAUAGUCCUGGAACAGUGGUCGGGUUACGAGCGCAGUAGAUGGGUGAAUUUGCUCGCUGAAUGGCAGAAGAAGGGGAAGGACGGUCUACCGCCCGGCGUUGCCAAGGUCGAGAGGGAGCCAGAUGCGUCGAGAAGAGGGUAUGCGACCCUGAAAGAUGCCUAUCUGCUGAGACCUGAGACCGUCGAGACGUUUUACCUUAUGUGGAGGACAACCGGAGACGUCAAAUGGCGGGAACGGGGCUGGGAGGUCUUCCAGUCAAUUGAGAAGUACACUCGCGUCAAGUUCGGCUACACAUCCGUUCGAUACCUUGACGAGAAGACAUACGCGCCAGCCAGGACCGACGACCAGCCAAGCUGGUUUUUCGCUGAGACAUUGAAAUAUCUAUUCUUGCUGUUCACCGAUGAAGAACUUGUCCCACUUGACAAAUAUGUGUUCAACACCGAAGCACAUCCAUUCCCCGUUUUCGAGUGGACGCCGAAAGAGAUAGCAGAGUUUCCCAUAGAGAUGUAG
Mycena indigotica is the source of this 1746-nucleotide messenger RNA. RefSeq names its product alpha-1,2-Mannosidase. Gene Ontology annotation, cellular component: endoplasmic reticulum; membrane. Gene Ontology annotation, biological process: carbohydrate metabolic process; N-glycan processing. NCBI's taxonomy places the organism in Eukaryota, Fungi, Basidiomycota, Agaricomycetes, Agaricales, Mycenaceae. The transcript has 9 exons. Gene Ontology annotation, molecular function: mannosyl-oligosaccharide 1,2-alpha-mannosidase activity; calcium ion binding. The record is from RefSeq and is a predicted model, not a curated record. Bases 22 to 1746 code for a protein of 574 amino acids.